Molecule: messenger RNA, 1890 nt
Organism: Drosophila innubila
Lineage: Eukaryota; Metazoa; Arthropoda; Insecta; Diptera; Drosophilidae
Product: tyrosine-protein kinase-like otk
Exons: 3
Coding region: 427-1734 (435 amino acids)
Biological process (GO): axon guidance; homophilic cell-cell adhesion; dendrite self-avoidance
Cellular component (GO): axon; plasma membrane
Molecular function (GO): cell-cell adhesion mediator activity
Source: RefSeq, a predicted model, not a curated record
CCCUGGUCUCUCUCUUGCCGCCUGGCAGCCUUAAAUUAGCUCUUUGCGGCAUCAGUUGAAUUUUGAAUGCGAACGCGUGAGGUUGUCCAGCUACGAAACGCGCUCUCGUCCUUUGUACAUACGUGCGGACUACGGGACUGUGCAGCAGGAUAAUUAAGCGUGACGCGUGUGCGUAACAUAAAAAUAAGCAUUAAUGCGACUGUGUGAAGUUAAAGUGAAGCUGCAAAUUAAAUGAAAAAAAAAAAACACCAAACGCAAAAGUAAGGAAACUAAAUUUGCAGCCAUAAAAAAAAUAAAGGCAAAAAUUCACACCGGUUUUGUGCGAUACAAAUCAAAAAAAGAAAAGUAAAGUAAAACAGCGAUAAAUAAAUAAAGCAAAGGAAAGAACGAGAAGGCGAUCAAACAAAUUCGUAAAGUUGCGCCAAGAUGAAGUCACAGAUAAGCAUGAAGCGGCUUUUGAGUUGUGCUCUCUUUUUGAUCCUCAGCUCGGUGUCUGUUCCCGCUUCGCCAAUGCCGCAAACGGAAGCCAGCAUCGUGGAAGGUCCCAAGUCUCAGAUGACCGCCAAGGAGCAGAGUUCCUUGGAAUUCCCCUGCGUCUACCAAGUUGAUGAAGUGCAGCGCCAAAGCAAGAGUGUGACACUAAGAUGGCGCAAAGAUGGCAAGACACUGCGUCAAGUGGAACUGGGAUUGUUGAGCAGCAGCAGCAGCGAACCGCAGCUGGAGACAAUGGUGCGAGAGGAUGGAAGAUUGAUUUUAAACAAGGAAACUGGCUCACUGCGAUUUGCCAGCAUUUUGGCCAGCGAUGCGGGUCAAUAUCAAUGCGAACUGUUGAUCGAGGGCAAAUCCGUAAUUAGCUCCAACACCGCCACAUUGGAGGUGAUUGAGCAGCUGAAGUUUAUGCCACAACCAACGUCAAAGAAUCUGGAACUUGGCAGUGUCAGCAAAGUGCAUUGCAAGGCACAAGGAACACCGAUGCCACAAGUUAAAUGGAUGCGGGAAACUCAACUAUCAUUGCCAGAAAAUGUGACAGAUCAGAAUGGCACCCUGGUAUUCCGUGCCGUGUCCAACGAUCAACGUGGUCAAUACACCUGCUUUGCCAGCAAUUCCCAGGGUCAAAUAAGCGCCACAGUCGCCAUAAAUGUGGUGGUGGCACCCAGAUUCACAGUGCCACCUGUGGCACCUGGCGAGGUGGCAGAAGGUGACAUCGCUGUGAUGCAUUGCCAGGCGACGGGAGAGCCGAAGCCAACGAUACGUUGGGACAAGGAUUUGAUAUAUUUAAAUGAGAACAACACGGAUGCGACACGUUUUCAUAUGCUGGAGAAUGGCACACUGGAGAUUCUCAAUGUGCAGCCGGAGGAUGAGGGACGUUAUGGUUGCACCAUUGGCAGCAGUGCGGGAUUGAAGCGGGAGGAGGUGCUCCUGGUUGUGAGGAGCAAUAAAUCUGCAUCAAAUUCAAUUAUAACACGAAUUAUAAUUGUCAUUAUUUGCUUGGCAUUUCUCUACUUUAUACUCGUGCUGGGAUUGAAGCUCUGGUAUCGCUAUCGUCGCCACAUGGGCAAAGUGCAGCUGGAGGAUGCCACACAUCCACCAGAUGCAGAUGGCGAUGGACAUGAGCAUGCGGAGCAUGAACCCUGCCUUACGGAUGCAAAUUCCAGCAAGAAUCUUAAGAGUAAAUUAAGAGAGAGCACCAUUUUGGAGCAGGAGUCGUCGCAGGUGGCCGAUGAUAUUGUUUAGGAUUAGCAAUCGACUCCUCUAGGCUCUCCAGCUGCCAUUUUCAAUGAUCUCCAUCCACGGAUCCAAUGUACUAUAUGUUAAUCCAAAUUUGUUGUUAAGCGUCAAAUGCCCUUACAAAAAUUUAUAUGUAUUUAUAAAUAGUAGUAUAAAUUUGUA